UGUGUUCACACUGAAGGACAGCACGGUCCCCAGAAUUGGGGAGGGCAGGUUCGAAAGAAAGGCUCCGGAGAGUCUAGGCAGGACACAGGCAAAGAUGGGUCCAGUGGGUUUCCAGCCAAGUGGCUGUAGUGACGGAGUGAAGGGUCUCCUGGAGCUGGGGUGGCAUGUGUGUGUGGAGCCAGGACGGGGUGUCACUCAUAAAAACUUGAGACUCAGAGGGCCUCGGGCCACAUGGAGGGACCGCGCUUUCCUUCAAAGCUGUUUCUGCAUGUCUGUACUCAGGAGACGGAAGAUUAUCCUUACUUCUGUCCUCUGGGAGCUGGGUCCUCUCACCAUUCCCGUUGGCGGGGAGUCAGGACCCCUCCUUCCAACCUCUCUCACAUUCUUCUACCAGUCUCUCAGAGUCUCUGAGCCCUGAGCUAAGCAAGCCCCAGAGAAGCUCCCUGCCCCCAACCCCGAAGAGUCCCACCAGUCUGACUCUGUUGGCCCCUGUGGUUACUGGAGAGCCCACGUGACCGUAUGAGACAGAUGUUUCCUGCCCCCAGGGGCCUGCAGUGUCCCCGAGGAGGCCGGCCACUCAGAUCUGAAACAUCUGCCCAGCCAUGGGCUGCUACCUGCUGCUGCUGCUCCUGGGACUGGCCGGCCAGGGCUCAGCUGACAGCCACCCCGAGGUGCUGCAGGCACCCGUCGGGUCAUUCAUUCAGGUGCAGUGCCACUACCGGCUGCAGGAUGUGAGGGCCCGGAAGGUGUGGUGCCGGUUCCUGCAGGAAGGCUGCCAGCCACUGGUGACCUCAACCGUGGACCGAAGAGACCCGGGAAGCGGGCGCGUGUUCCUCACUGACCUGGGCGGGGGGCUCCUGCAGGUGGAAAUGGUGGCCCUGCAGGAGGAGGACACAGGCGAGUACGGCUGUGUGGUGGAGGGAGCCGCCGGGCCCCAGACCCUGCACAGGGUCUCCCUGAUGGUGCUUCCUCCAGUCCCUGGCCCAGGAGAGGAGAAGGAAGCCGAGGACAAGACGGGGAGCUAUAGAACGGGAGGUCUGCCAGAGGAGCCCUCCGUGGACCCUGCGGGGAGUGCCAGUCCUCACGAGUUCCGAAGGCAUGAGAACAGUGUCCCCCUGAUCUGGGGUGCUGUGCUCCUGCUAGGCCUGCUGGUGGCCGUGGUGCUGGUGGCUGUGAUGACCAGAAGGAAAGGGAGCAGGCUCGGUGUCUGCGGACGAUCCCAGAGCAGCGGAGCUUCAGGCACGGAACCCUCCUCAGCAGCCUACCACAGCAGUGACUCUGGACUGGCUGCUGGGCUGCCCACGGAUGUACCAUAUGUGAGGCUAGACUCGCCGCCUUCCUUUGACACCACCUACCCGGGCUUUUCUCUUGAUCCUCCAUCAAGGAAACCCCCAGCCCCACCCCAACAGCCCCCUCUGCCUCCUAAGGUUCUGGUGUCAUCCAAGCCUGUGACAUAUGCCACAGUUGUCUUCCCGGGAGGGGACAAAGGUGAAGGAGCCUCCAGUGAGGCUGCUGGAGAUCUACCCAACAGUCAAACCCCAGCCAGCUAACUAAUACACCUUCCUUUAUACUCUGGGGAUCACCCAUGGGGCAUUCUCUGCAGCCAUCCAACAUGCCCAGAGUAUGGGAGGAAAUGGUGACGUGGGGACCCGACCUUGGCUUGGAGGACAUAGGAAGUGGUGCUCAGACGUGCUUGAGGUGUUGGGGAAGAACUCUGCCCGUCACUUCUUGGUGCUGGUUCCAAAUUAGGCUAAAUAAACCCUGAUGAUGUGUGAA
This is a messenger RNA of Mesocricetus auratus (golden hamster), 1776 nucleotides long. RefSeq names its product triggering receptor expressed on myeloid cells like 1 (gene Treml1). Gene Ontology annotation, cellular component: plasma membrane. The record is from RefSeq and is a predicted model, not a curated record. Bases 603 to 1550 code for a protein of 315 amino acids. Lineage: Eukaryota; Metazoa; Chordata; Mammalia; Rodentia; Cricetidae. The transcript is spliced from 6 exons. Gene Ontology annotation, molecular function: transmembrane signaling receptor activity.